GGCGAGUUCGUCGUGUUCAAUAAACUUUCUCUUGCUGGAAGCUAUGCCCAAAUUUGCCACGUACAACAGUGAAGUUUUGUUUGACUUUGAUUGUUUGGACUGACUCAUCUUUUACGUCAUGGCUGCACAAAGAAAAAAGAAGUCGAGAAAAACCACGUGUUUGAUGGCUGAGUGACUUGCUGGUGGACGAACCACAUCCGUUUCCACUUGGCCCUUUGAAAUCGUCAACUACUAGAGCCUAUUUUCUUGACAUUCCACUUAUGCCGAAACUGCAAUAACAGGAAACAUCUGUGAACGCGGCAAGAACUGGUGUUGGGAGGGGGAAAGAGAAAUCAAGCCAGCCCGAAAAGGGAAGUGAUCCAGCUUAGCGCAACGGCGAAAGGGAGGGGAAAAAAAAAAAACAAAAACAAAUUAGCGAUGGCUGAUGAAGAGGAAUCUGAAGAAUUGGUGAUGAUUGCCGAAAAAGCCAGGUCAUUGUUGAACAGGAGUGAACGUCAAGUUCUCAGCCACUGUUGCCAUUCGUACCUUUCCGGCCGGAUGGGUGUCCACCACUUUGUCGACUCCCUACUCCGUCUACUACCCACUCCCGACAAGGCCACUUUUCUGGUCGAGUUGCGCGAACUGGUGCGUGAUGAAGACCACGACGAAUACGACUACAGAGUCUUUACCGUCCCCAACCGGCCCUUCCGCUCCAUCCAGUUCCAGAGCGGUAAUAGCCUGGAUUAUGAGCAAUCGACUGAAUGUCUUUUGCAGGUCGAACGCAACGCCCCUGGUGGCAAUCAUCAUUCCUAUUAUCAAAACUACCAGUUACUUUCGCAAAGUAAUUCAGCCAACUGCUCGCCUGACAUCAGGACAACAAAUAAUGAACAUUGUUUGCCAUUUCCCAGAGAAUCCAGCCGAGCAGCAAAGCCGUUAAAGGCGAUGGGCUUUGAAUCUCCGACGCAGGUUGUCGGCACGUCGAUGCAGCCAUCAGCGGCGCAACCCUUCCGGGCUGGAUUGAAAGAGACCAACGUGGCCAUGAUGCCGAUUGACAUGACGACCGCCUUUCCCACUUCAUCUGCCUUCAAACCUUUGAUUGCCUCAACGAAUCACGUCAAAAAGGAAUCCAUUGGCGAGCAGCAAAAUGGUGGAGCUCAGGCCAAACAAAAACAACUGCCGAUGAAUAAAAGUACAACUGGGCGUACCGGGUGCAGGCUGCCGGUAUCGGAUGACGAACCGAUGGAGGUCGUCAUUCGAAAGAGCAAGAAGAUGUUAGGCGUGGCCAUUGAAGGAGGAAUCAAUACACGCCAUCCUCUGCCCAGAAUCAUCACCAUUGAUGGCAAAGGAACGGCGUUCGAAGCUGCCGGUCUGCGGAUAGGGCAAACAAUUCUGCAGGUGGACGGCAUCCAGAUGGAAGGUUUGACUCACGAAGAGGCUGCUCGCCUCAUCGCCAAUGCUUACGCCGACCGUAGCGUGCCUGAAUUGAAAUUGCUUAUGAGCCCAAGUACUUUCCGUCCGAAUGCCAACUAUCAACCAGAAAACUGAUGAUGGAGAUUUCCCCAUACGGUCCAACACUCAAAACGAAAUCCGCUUCUGCCAAAUUUCGUACCGGCACCGUGUUAUUUUUUUUUUUUUUUUUUAUAGCCAGGAAGGCAAAUCCCAAGUGCUUUUUUGAAAACCAAAUACCUGUUGAAAGAACUAAACAACAACAAAAAAAUACAUGUGUUUUCUUUUUAUUCUGCCUUUGGAAACAGUGUUAGUUCACUAGAGGGUGCUGGCUAAUCAUUAAAAACUAUUAUUGUUAUUAUUCUUUAAAAAAAAAAUAAGUGUUUGCAUUCUGUUAUUGUCCUGUCAUGCGCAAUUAAUAUUUCAGAUUUGAAUUUUAAACGUUUGUAACUCCCAUGAAGUGGCGUUCUUAUUAGAACCAUAAUUUUCGUUUUUGACUUUUUGUCUUUCGCCGACCAUUCUGCCUUGUUGCUUGACAUCUUGUAAAUUUCUCCAUAGGGAUUCUAUUAAACAUUGUUUCCUUUUGUUUCCCGAUAUGGAUUCGAUCAAAAGCGGAACCUAUUGUUAUGUCUAACCCAACUUGAUCGACCAAUCUUUGUUUCCGAUAUUUCUACCAAUAGAUGGCGUAACGAAAGUGCGGCCCUAUUUUAUGACAUCGUGGGUUCAACAUGGUCUCCGCGAGUUGACUCGACCGUUCGGGUUUCCCAGCGGCACCCGAUUCUCGCAAAUUGAUUGGCUCUCUCGCUGUGACUGCAGUACACACCUCCACUGAAACCAAGCUACAUCUCAGCUGUUGAAGUGUCGUCUGCGUCAAAUCGUCUGCUAGUGUCAAAUUUCAAAAUAGAUCCAAGAUUAUUCACAAAAUUACAACAAAAAAAUAGGAAAACUGAGUGGCAGUGUGCGUGCAAGAAAGGAAAAAGGAAGAAAUUUCACACGAAUUGAUCGGUUUUUUAAUAAUCAAAGAAGUUUGAUGUGUCACGUUAGAGCUGUAGCGUACUGGCGCGU
Daphnia carinata is the source of this 2490-nucleotide messenger RNA. Its product is annotated as whirlin-like. Gene Ontology annotation, molecular function: protein binding. Gene Ontology annotation, cellular component: stereocilium tip; stereocilia ankle link complex; plasma membrane. NCBI's taxonomy places the organism in Eukaryota, Metazoa, Arthropoda, Branchiopoda, Diplostraca, Daphniidae. The record is from RefSeq and is a predicted model, not a curated record. The transcript has 11 exons. The coding region runs from base 418 to 1524 and encodes 368 amino acids.